Molecule: messenger RNA, 174 nt
Organism: Ambispora leptoticha
Lineage: Eukaryota; Fungi; Glomeromycota; Glomeromycetes; Archaeosporales; Ambisporaceae
Source: the annotation of a GenBank genome assembly
AUGGAUAAUGAAUGGCUCAAAUAUAUGAAUGAAGAAUAUCUUGAUCCUGAUAUUGAUUAUGAAAUAUUAAAUAACAAUGAAAGCUAUCUUGAAAAUGUAGCACUAAAUUAUGCAAAAACUUUUGCAACAUCCACUCUUGAAGAUUUAGAACAAGAUGAAAGGGAUAUUAAUUAG